Symphalangus syndactylus (siamang) is the source of this 2330-nucleotide messenger RNA. It is a transcript of the gene CDC42EP1, whose product is annotated as CDC42 effector protein 1. Gene Ontology annotation, molecular function: small GTPase binding. Gene Ontology annotation, biological process: Rho protein signal transduction; regulation of cell shape; positive regulation of actin filament polymerization. The record is from RefSeq and is a predicted model, not a curated record. Gene Ontology annotation, cellular component: plasma membrane; cytoskeleton; cytoplasm. Lineage: Eukaryota; Metazoa; Chordata; Mammalia; Primates; Hylobatidae.
UUGUCCUAUUGGCUUCUUUGUUAUCUUGUUAUUUAACGUAUUUUGAAUUUCAAAUAACAUUAGAAGGGCAGUAUUGAGAUUUUUAUGCUUGGAGGUGGCAGCAAUGGUUUUAAAAAAGGAAGAAGGCUGAGCCGCAGAUGUAGGUGUUCUUGUUAAGGAUCAUUAUUGACUUUUAUCAGCUGAGGUCCCAGGUCUGUGUAGGUCUCCACCCCUGGGCAGGAGAGGAGCCGAGCACCUCGGGGAUGCUUUCUCUGUGCUUGAACAUCUAUAGCUGCUUCUGAGGGGCUGGGAGCCGGGCCCGGGGAGAGAUGAGCCAUGGACCCCCCACAGCCUCAGCAUUCGGGGACCUCACCUUAGGAGAGUGCCAUUUACAGCUUCCGCCAGGGCAAAGGAGCUGAGCAGCCAUCCCAAGCCCAGCCCACCUCCCUCCCCCGGCCCCUGGUGGGCAUGGACUAGCAGCUGUGAGCAGCCAGAGGUGAUGCCCGGCCCCCAGGGGGGCGGAGGCGCCCCCACCAUGAGCCUGGGCAAGCUCUCGCCUGUGGGCUGGGUGUCCAGUUCACAGGGAAAGAGGCGGCUGACUGCAGACAUGAUCAGCCUCCCACUCGGGGACUUCCGCCACACCAUGCAUGUGGGCCGCGGCGGGGACGUCUUCGGGGACACCUCCUUCCUCAGCAACCACGGUGGCAGCUCUGGGGGCACCCAUCGCUCACCCCGCAGCUUCCUGGCCAAGAAGCUGCAGCUGAUGCGGAGGGUGGGGGCGCCCCCCCGGAGGAUGGCAUCUCCCCCUGCACCCUCCCCGGCUCCACCGGCUAUCUCCCCCAUCAUCAAGAAUGCCAUCUCCCUGCCCCAGCUCAACCAGGCCGCCUACGACAGCCUCGUGGUUGGCAAGCUCAGCUUUGACAGCAGCCCCACCAGCUCCACGGACGGCCACUCCAGCUACGGCCUGGACUCUGGGUUCUGCACCAUCUCCCGCCUGCCCCGCUCGGAAAAGCCACAUGACCGAGACCGGGAUGGUUCCUUCCCCUCUGAGCCCGGGCUUCGCCGCUCUGACUCUCUCUUGUCCUUCCACCUGGACCUCGACCUUGGGCCCUCGCUCCUCAGCGAGCUGCUAGGGGUCAUGAGCCUCCCGGAAGCCCCUGCAGCUGAGACUCCAGCCCCUGCUGCAAACCCCCCAGCCCCUACUGCAAACCCCCCAGCCCCUGCUGCAAACCCCCCAGCGCCUGCUGCAAACCCCACGGGUCCUGCUGCAAACCCCCCAGCCCCUGCUGCAAACCCCCCAGCGCCUGCCGCAAACCCCCCAGCGCCUGCCGCAAACCCCCCAGCGCCUGCCGCAACCCCCAUGGAUCCUGCUGCAAAUCCCCCAGCCCCUGCCGCAAAUCCCCCAGCCCCUGCCGCAAGCUCCACACCCCAUGGACACUGUCCCAAUGGGGUAACAGCUGGGUUGGGCCCAGUGGCUGAGGUGAAGGCCAGCCCAGUGGGAGGGGGUCCCCGAGGACCUGCUGGCCCUGCCCUCGGCAGGCACUGGGGAGCAGGCUGGGAUGGUGGCCGCCACUACCUGGAGAUGGAUGCGCGGCAGGAGCGGGUGGAGGUGCUGCCCCAAGCCCGGGCCUCCUGGGAGAGCCUGGACGAAGAGUGGAGGGCACCCCAGGCAGGCAGCAGGACCCCGGUGCCCAGCACAGUGCAAGUAAACACCUUUGAAUUUGCGGAUGCUGAGGAGGAUGAUGAGGUCAAGGUGUGAGGGGCUGGGGCACGGUCCCAGGGCCCCAUCUAGGUGCAGAGCCGGCCCCUCACCUAACAGCUGGUUCCUACCAGACCAGAGAGGGGAGAAGCCAAGUUGCCCCUAAACCCCUCCCCACCUCUGCAGGACAGACAUGGGAGGGAGGACAGGGAAGGCCAGGCUUGUUCCGGGACUUUUAUGCUCCCAGAGGCCCUGCCAAGCUGACCACCUCCCCUGACUGCCACUCUGGACCUAAUAGCUGUUCCUUAGGCCCCACUCCAUGCCACCCCCAGCAGCUGGAGGACCCAGCCUCACAGUGUGGCCUUUGUGCCAGACCAAGCUGCCUGUGGGGAGCGGGGGGCGGGGGGCAGGGAGUGUACCACACAGGGCCAUUGUCUCACCUCCCAAAGGGACCGCCUGCCCCCAGCUCAUCCCAGAGCGUCCCCGCUGCAACCCUGACAGCCCUCUCCCAGGCCGCUUCCCCAACAUCCCCACCCCAGCCUCCCUCUUACCCCAGAAAGGUCAGGUAUGACCUCCCGGGGAGGAAUCCCACCUGCCUGUAUGCCCCAGACUUGCCUCUGGAGCCUGAUUAAAUAAGGCUGUUUUGAUAAAA